GAGCUGGGGAGGAGGUGCUGCCAGCCGCCCGGCGCCCCGAGCCGAGGCUUCGCUGUGGAGAACCGCGCCCGGACUAAAGGCGCUCGCGGCCUCGAGAGCAUCGGCAGCGCCAGACCUCGGCCUGAUGGAUGCCUGGUGUGGAUGAUGAAGGAAGAAGGGGCCUCCCGAGCCCCAGAGGUGACCCCAUCGUGUGCCCUGGAAGACCCAGCAAGCCAGCACCAUGCGGCUGGCCUGCAUGUUCUCAUCCGUGCUGCUGUUUGGUGCCGCCGGCCUCCUGCUCUUCAUCAGCCUGCAGGACCCCACGGAGUUUGCGCCCCAACAGGUGCCAGGAGUCCAGUUCAGCAUGAGGCCCCAACGGCCCCACAAGGACCUCCCACGACUGGGUGGCGGUUUCCCGAAUGGCAACUCGAGGAUCCCCACCGAGAAGGUUCCCCUAGAUUUGUCCAGCCGUGCCCCCAAAGGUCUCCACGUGCCAGUGCCUGAUCAGUCUCCACCGCACCUGAAGCCGGGUGCCCGGCCGCGUCUCCCGCAGCGCCGCCGGCGGCUGCUCAUCAAAAAGAUGCCCGCGGCCACCAACACCAACAGCUCGGCGGGAACCGCCGCUGGGGUCCGGCCUGAACCAGGCGCCCCGGACGGCCGCUGGGCGGACCUGCAGCGUGCGCAGCAGGAGCGCAAGCGGCUGAUGCGAGAAGCCUGCGCCAAGUACCGCGCGAGCAGCAGCCGUAGCAGGGCCAUCACGCCGCGCCACGUGUCGCGCAUCUUCGUGGAGGACCGGCACCGCGUGCUCUACUGCGAGGUGCCCAAGGCCGGCUGUUCCAACUGGAAGCGCGUGCUCAUGGUGCUGGCGGGGCUGGCCUCGUCCGCCGCCGGCAUCCAGCACGACACGGUGCACUACGGAGGCGCGCUCAGGCGGCUGGAUACCUUCGACCGCCAGGGCAUCCUGCAUCGGCUCAGCACCUACACCAAGAUGCUCUUCGUGCGCGAGCCCUUCGAGAGGCUGGUGUCCGCCUUCCGUGACAAGUUUGAGCACCCAAACAGCUACUACCACCCUGUCUUCGGCAAGGCCAUCCUGGCGCGCUACCGGGCCAACGCCUCGCGCGAAGCGCUGCGGACCGGCUCGGGCGUGCGCUUCCCUGAAUUCGUGCAGUACCUGCUGGACGUCCACCGGCCAGUGGGCAUGGACAUCCAUUGGGACCACGUCGGCCGACUCUGCAGCCCCUGCCUCAUCGAUUACGAUUUCGUGGGCAAGUUCGAGAGCAUGGAGGACGAUGCCAACUUCUUCCUGAGCCUCGUGCGCGCGCCGCGCAAUCUCACCUUCCCACGCUUCAAGGAUCGCCACUCGCAGGAGGCGCGCACCACGGCCAGGAUCGCGCGCCAGUACUUUGCACAACUCUCGGCCCCGCAGCGGCAGCGCGCCUACGACUUCUAUUACAUGGACUAUCUGAUGUUCAACUACUCCAAGCCCUUCGCCGACCUGUACUGACGGCCGCGCAGUGUAGGGUAGGGGUGGGGGUGGCGGCAGAGAUGGCUGUGUGCAGGUGCGUGCACCAUUCUCCGAGCACCAUGCUCCGAGCAUCCUCACCCGGGGAACUGGGAUGAUCCCAGAGCGACAGGGUCCCUGAGAACACGCGAGGGCUGGGGGCAGGGAUGCAGCAGGCUCCAUGUCCUGGGUGGGGCUCCUAACCCUAGUCCCCUACCUGCUUUUUCUCACUCCUGGGCCAAAGGAGCUCUGGGAGGCUACCGAGGGGUGUGCUAGUUCAGCGAGGAGUUGCCAUGGCUGAGGAAGUAUGAAGUCCAGAGGACAGGGUCCCCCAGGCUCCAAGGAAUUCUCCCACAGGCCCUUCGCCAAUGCCUUGACCCAAACCACGUGCGGUUUGCAGCUUUUCUACAAAAAGGGAAGGGGCGGGGUGCAGAUUCCAAAUAAAGCACAUGGUUGAUUUU
This is a messenger RNA of Ochotona curzoniae (black-lipped pika), 1941 nucleotides long. It is a transcript of the gene CHST8, whose product is annotated as carbohydrate sulfotransferase 8. Gene Ontology annotation, molecular function: sulfotransferase activity. Gene Ontology annotation, cellular component: membrane. The transcript has 4 exons. The coding region runs from base 221 to 1483 and encodes 420 amino acids. Lineage: Eukaryota; Metazoa; Chordata; Mammalia; Lagomorpha; Ochotonidae. The record is from RefSeq and is a predicted model, not a curated record. Gene Ontology annotation, biological process: proteoglycan biosynthetic process; carbohydrate biosynthetic process.